AUGACAUCCGAGAUCCCAAAAUCAUAUAGACAAAUCAUAUCCACAACGAAAAAAGAAUCUGAAUUAAUACAAUCACUCUCUUCAAAACUCGCGUCUUCAAUAUUUCAUGAAGUUUCAACACCACUCCCCAGGAAACAAUCAUUAGUUAAUGAUAUACAAUACAUUUAUAAAUCAAAAGCAUAUGAUCUGUAUACCCAUUGCUUCAAAAAAUUAGUCAAUGAAUAUGAUCUUGACCACCUUGAACCAAUGACAAAGGCCCAUUUCGGGAAAGUUAUGACCAAGGUAUUCAACUGUCAAACCAAGAGAAUAGGCUCAAGAAAUAAAAGCUAUUACGCCUACUGUGGUUUAGCUAUAGAUAAAAAAGUUAAAGAUGAAUAUGAAGAAGUUGUAAAGACACGAUGGAUUGAAAACGGACAGAAGAACGAUGAAGUUAUAAGGCGUAAUAGAAUUGAAUUGUUGAAAUUUUUAAAAGAUGAAAAACUAGAUGAUUGCUUUACAUUACAUCGUUGUGAUUUGAUUCUUUCGAAUUUUGAAAGUUUCAAUGUUGUACAAAUGAGAAAAGAUUGGAAAUCAAUAAAUUUACAAGAAAUAAUAUCACAAGGUUCAGGAGCUGGUUGUGAAAUUCCAAGUUAUUUUGAAGUCCUGGAUAUAUUUAAUAUUAUACCAGAUCAUUUAAACAUUGUGGAUAUUGAAAUGGCUUUAGGUAUGAAUCAUUGGAAGAUCAAUAUCAUCAAUAAGAUAAUGGAAAUCUUGAACUAUAACAAAUCACAUGAUCUAAAGAGUAUGAAUAAUUAUCUAACAUGGCAAUUCAUCUCUACAAGAUUUUUGGAACAGCUGACUUUUGAAAAAUCAUCAUCAUUUGGAUCUUUUUGGAUAUUGAAAUGCUUACUUGAUGAAUUGAUUCCAUUUAUUCAAAAAACUUUAUAG
Molecule: messenger RNA, 927 nt
Organism: Hansenula anomala
Lineage: Eukaryota; Fungi; Ascomycota; Saccharomycetes; Phaffomycetales; Wickerhamomycetaceae
Exons: 1
Coding region: 1-927 (308 amino acids)
Biological process (GO): regulation of transcription by RNA polymerase II
Molecular function (GO): DNA-binding transcription factor activity, RNA polymerase II-specific; RNA polymerase II cis-regulatory region sequence-specific DNA binding
Source: RefSeq, a predicted model, not a curated record